UGUUCUCCUUGACAUUCUCCUUCAUGUUCUCUUUCUUGUUCUUCUCCAAGUUCUACUCCAUGUUCUACUAAAUGUUCUCCGUCAUGUUCUCCUCCAUGUUCUCCUUCACGUUCUCCUACAUGUUCUCUUCCUUGUUCUCCUCCAUGUUCUGCAUCAUGUUCUCCUUCAUAUUCUCCUUAAUGUUCUUCACGUUCUCCUUCAUGUUCUUUUGAGUUCUCCGUCAUGUUUUCCUCCAUGUUCUCUUCCAUGUUGUCCUCAGUGGUCUCCUGCAUGUUCUCCUCCAUGUUCUACUAAAUGUUUUACUCCAUGUUCUCCUUCAUAACCCUAAUAAUCCUUCAGAAGAUCCAGAACAGACAGAACACCUAGAACAUCCAGAACAUCUCGAACAUCUAGAACAGACUGAACAUCCAGAAAAUCUAGAACAUCCAGAACAGACAGAACAGAGAGAACACCCAGAACAGAACCUCCAGAACCUCCAGAACAUGUAGAAAAUCCAGAACAGACAGAACAUCUAGAACAUGUAGACCUUCCAGAAGCCCAGCCUCCAACAGCUGGCUGGUGAGUAGAUCUCUGAUAGUGAGGAAUAGAACAUGUAGAACAUGUAGAACCUCCAGCCUCCAGCAGCUCUACCCGGUGGAGCUGCAGCGUUAAAUCGACCACCUGUUGCUUCCUCUCAGAGACACACUCGCCUCAUUCUUGUGUUUGUGCAGGAACUGAAGCGUGUGCUCUGGUAUGUCAGACACACGGAUCGGAUCAGGCAUGUCGCGUCCUGUCCACCUCCGUCGCUGUAAUCUCUGGAAAAAUGAUCCUGCCUUGUUUCCUGGCAGCCCAGAGACCGGGCUGAGAGUCCGACCGACGGCGACCGGGAGGAAGUCCAGAGCUCCGGCAGGUCGUCGUUCUGCUGCAGCCAACAUGUUGCCGCUCAGAGCUGCAGUCGUCCUGCUGCUGAGCCUCAUCGUCUCUACCUGCACAGGUGAAGGAGGAGACUGCAGCUGUGACAUCAGCAACAGCCGCUGCGACGAGUUCGGAGUCUGCAGGUGUGACCCCGGCUGGGACGGAGAGCGUUGCAACCGCUGCGUUCCGACGCCGGGUUGCGUCCACGGUUCCUGCGACCAGCCAUGGCAGUGUGUGUGCACGUCGGGGUGGGCGGGGCGGUUCUGUGAUAGAGAUCUGAGCGUCUGCUCGCGGCUGCAGCCGUGUCACAACGGCGCCACCUGUGUGAUGGAGGACAGCGGAGACUUCACCUGUCUCUGUCCUGAAGGUUUCCAUGGUCCAACCUGCCAGAGGAGGGCGGGGCCUUGUUACCUGAACAGGUCUGCGUGUAAAAAUGGUGGUCAGUGUGAGGACGCUGACGGCUUUGCGUCAGAGCUGACGUGUCGCUGCCUCGCCGGCUUCACGGGUCGGCGCUGUGAGGUCGAUGUGGAUGACUGUGCGAUGAAACCGUGUGCUAACGGCGCCACCUGCCUGGACGGCGUGAACCGUUUCUCAUGCGUGUGCCCGGCCGGCUUCAGCGGACGUUUCUGCUCCGUGAACCUGGACGACUGCGCCAGCCGGCCAUGUCUGAACGCCGGCCGCUGCCUGGAUGGCGCCGGAGGCUUCCGCUGCGUCUGCCGGCCUGGUUUCAGCGGCGCCGCCUGCGAGACGCCGUGGAGGAGCCGCGAGAGCCGGACCACGCUGGACUGGGCUGGAGGUGGGACGAGGAGUGCCGCCAUCACUAGCGGGGGCGGGAACAGCAGUCGUCAUGGCGACAGGCUGCUGAAGGUGACGGUGAGCGAACGCGGCGGCUGCGGCCCGUCGGAGCCACAGCUCAUCGUCCUGCUGGUGCUGGCGGCCACCACACUGGGCGCUGUGGCGCUGACUGCCACCCUCGUGCUGCAGGGUCACUGCAGGAACUGUGGACACGCCCCCCGCUGGUCAUCACUGACAUCAUCACGGCGCAGCAGGCGGCGAGCGCAGGAACGUCAUAUCAGCUUCCUGAAUGCAGCAGAACUGGAGAAGAAGAAACUCAAUGUGGUUUAGGCCAAUCAGCACGCACCUGAACUGUGACAUCAUCACAGUGACAUCACAGACUUAUUACCCAUAAUGCCUCUCGGCUCAGAAGACCGUGCAGCUGAAACUUCAUUAAUCAAUAACCGAUCAAUAAACUCCAAUAACCUUCUGAUAACACGUUUAAAGAGCUGCAGAUUUAACUUUACAUCAGAACCUCAAAGUGAAAACAUGAUGUCAGACGUUUAAAAGAACCUGACUGGUCUGAGUCAAGCCCUAGACAUGCCCCCUGAUGAUGUCACAGCAGUUCCAGCUGUUCUAUUUUUGGUUCCAAACUUUCAUCAUUUUCUCUUUUUUUACAGUCAAGAAUAAAAUAAAGAAUAUAAUAAAAAGCAAUAAAAUUAAAAUGUGACGAUAACUACAUCACUUUAAAACAUUUUUUAAAAAUAAGAUGAAGAGUCGAGGAAUUAUUAGGUUAAAAAAGUUUUGAAAAUUCAAAUAAAAAAUUUUGUUUAAGUAAUGGAAUCAUUUAAAAUUAUUUAAAAAAUGUAAAAUGCAAAAAAUUUGAAGUAAAAAAUCACAUGAAAAUUUUAAAAAGUCAAAACAUUUAAAUAAAACAAAAUGAAAAAUAGAAUGUUGAAGAAAAAUUUGAAAAAUAUACUUUUUUUAAAAAAGACUUGUAUUAUUUUAUCAUUUAAGAACAAUAAAUCCUGUUUUCAUGUAGAUGGACCUUAAAUUAUACCUCCAGUAGAUGUUUGUGCCGUGGCUGUUUCUGUAAAUAUGAUGCUUAUUUAUUGUGUCGUGUAAAUAAAAGUAUAAAACUGUCA
Messenger RNA from Amphiprion ocellaris (clown anemonefish), 2813 nucleotides. RefSeq names its product delta-like 2 homolog (Drosophila) (gene dlk2). Gene Ontology annotation, molecular function: calcium ion binding. Bases 733 to 2019 code for a protein of 428 amino acids. The transcript has 6 exons. Gene Ontology annotation, cellular component: protein-containing complex; plasma membrane. The record is from RefSeq and is a predicted model, not a curated record. Gene Ontology annotation, biological process: establishment or maintenance of epithelial cell apical/basal polarity; heterophilic cell-cell adhesion. Lineage: Eukaryota; Metazoa; Chordata; Actinopteri; Pomacentridae.